AUGGACACGAUGGGACUGAGAAAGCCCGGACUGUCCACAGAGGUCACACAAACUUAUGCCUCGGUGCCAUUCAUCAAAGAAGAUGACGGACACACGUAUAACCAUGCACCAUCGUAUCCGACACAAUCUGGGCGGGUAGCCUCACCGUUUCGAUGGUGGACCUUCGAGAUACUCUUUUGCCUGGGUGCGGUCGCGUGCAUGGCCGCCAUUGUUGCCAUCCUCAUCGUCUACGACGGCAAGCCGCAGGAUAGUUGGCCAAUCAACAACUUCAGCAUCAACAGUAUGAUCGCAUUGCUUGCCACAUUUUGUCGGACAUUCUUCAUGGUUGGUGUCGGUGCAGCCAUAUGUCAGGGGAGAUGGCACCAAUUCUCCUCUCGGCAUGAUGAUAAAAGCUUCACCCUAGACGACUUUGGUCUAUUUGAGCACGCGAGUAAGAAUCCGUUUGCAAGUUUGUGGUUGAUUUGGAGAUUCAAGGGUCGCAACACAGCUUGUAUUGGAGCAGCUCUCUCGGUAUUCGCCCUUGCUUUUGGUCCGUUUUCUCAGCAAAUGAUCACGGUAAGGCUUGAUACUUUGGAACAAGCAUCUUCGGGAGCUACUGGAGCAGUGUCACGAGUUACGCUGGUAAAUUCCGUAAUCGGCUAUAGCAAUUCAUGGAGCCCAAUUUCAAGCACCAAAUUGGCGAUUUACAAUGGAUUCAUGGCUCCAGAGAUUGAUAUCCCCUCGACUGUCUGCCCGACGGGAAACUGCACUUGGCCAAUCGUUCCGACCGUUGGAGUAUGCGGAGCUUGCGUCGACACGACGCCAGACAUCAAGUUCAACCGUUCCUCUGGAUCGUACUGUUCUGUAACUGCCGGAAAAUUAGAAGUUAAGGGCCAGUGCGGAUUCAGUGACUUUGGAACGGUCUUCAAGAUCGGAGCGGGCUCGGGCAAGGUCUUUUCCUUGGAAGACGUACCUCUGGAAGCCGACGCACCCAAUCUCAUUGCCGAAUUUGGAGCGAUAGGUGUCCCGGCGAGCUUGACACCGGAAGCGACACUCAACAAGUCACUUGCUGCCGAGUGCGCUGUGUGGUAUUGUCUACAGGCGCGCGAGGUCAACAUGGAUAUGGGUGUGCUCACUGAUAGGGUUGCCGAUAAAUGGCACAAGGCUAAUAGGACGAAUGGGGCCAAUGAUCCCACAUCCAAUGUCACUUUUAUCGAUAUACCAGCAUCAUUCAACGCGGAUUCUAAGGACACGUACGGCCUGGGCUAUAUGCAAAUGUACGGCAUGAAAAGCUAUUUCCAAAAGACCGUCCAGGGCAAUGUUAGCGCCGACGGUACUGUCGGUACUAAAUUCUCCUCGACUGAUUACGCAGAGGGCUUGCACAAUGGUUUCGACGAUCUCGAGAGCUGGAUGGACCGUCUGACCCGGAGCAUGACCAACGAGGCCCGGACGAACGGAAACCUGACGAGGACAAACAAUGACCGAUCCUCAAAGGAUAAGAGCGAGCGAUACUCGGGUACCGCACGAACAAACCAAACAAUCUACUAUGUACGCUGGACGUGGAUCAUCUACCCAGCUACAGUGGUUCUGAUAUCGGUUCUGUAUCUGGCCGUCGAGGUUGUGCGCACCGCCAGCAUGCACGACGUAAGGCCAUGGAAGGAUGACCCGCUGAUGCCCUUGUAUCUGGACCUGGAUGAACAGCUCAAGCAACAGGUUUACCAAGGGCUGACGGAAGGUGGGAGCGCAGCCUCGCGUGUGAGCCAUCAUCCACUACAAGUCGUCAGGUGGCACGAUGGGCUGCCAGUAGGUCUUACUGUCAGAAGGCAUUAG
Messenger RNA from Clonostachys rhizophaga, 1809 nucleotides. The record is from the annotation of a GenBank genome assembly. Lineage: Eukaryota; Fungi; Ascomycota; Sordariomycetes; Hypocreales; Bionectriaceae.